GGCCCUGCCUGACGUGAUUCAGUUUACAGGGGCCAACGACUACGCACAUAGAGGCAUCUUCUCUCUCACCCCCAGGUGAAGGAGGCACGUGAGACUCAGUCCAGGUGGGAGGCUGGAGUCAAAUACUAAAGGAGGGAGACAAUGCAUGUGCCCCGUGUGGUUGUGCGGUCUGUCACUGCACAAGGGCACUUGGGGAAGGCAGUGUUGGGCUAACAACCUCACACAAAGCAAUGUCAAAGUUGGUCCUUAGCCACAGGGGCACCUUCAGGUAGACACGGAGAGCUCCCAGAAGCCCAGAUCUCGGGUCUGAGGUACUUUUGCUUUGUGCCAACUGCAGAGGAAGGCUACAGUCUGUCCCAGGCACACCAGAGACGCACACCGGGUGAGGUGGGGAAUGGUACCAGUCUCUGAUUGUCUCGUGCGUGUGUUUUCCUACAGGGGCUUUUUCGAUCGUUCGUCUAGGAAGCGCAUGGACAGCGAGACCCAGGAGGGCUUUUUCUGGCUGAGGUGGCCGCUCUGGCUAAGGGAUAUGUACAAACCUCUUAAUGAUGCACGCCAGAAAGAGAUGGCUCGGAAGCUCCAUGACAAGGAGUCCUCUGAGGAAGAUGAGAUGUUUCAAAAGGAUGCAGGCAUGGUGAGUGAAGGCCCAGGUGAGAUGGCGCACACUGAGUCGGCUGCCAAAGGAGAAAGUGAAGCCCCCGAGGAGGAGCACACCGAGUGACCCCUUCCGUUGUGGCUGCCCGUGGGUUAUAUCCUAAUCUGCUUCUGGCUUGCUUAUGAAAAUAUAUUGUCUUGUAUUCAA
This is a messenger RNA of Ochotona princeps (American pika), 802 nucleotides long. RefSeq names its product leucine-rich repeat-containing protein 37A2-like. The transcript is spliced from 3 exons. The record is from RefSeq and is a predicted model, not a curated record. NCBI's taxonomy places the organism in Eukaryota, Metazoa, Chordata, Mammalia, Lagomorpha, Ochotonidae. The coding region runs from base 395 to 721 and encodes 108 amino acids.